GAAAGUGAUGCUUUGCAGAGCGGUCUGAACUCGGAGGGUACAUGUGAGUGCAUGUUAGACUGGAGAGGGCAGGGUGCAUGUUCGAGGCGAAGCUUGAGUGUGUUUUUUACAGGCUGCUUUAGGCGAAGUAAACCGACUGCAUUGAAAAAAGCGACCUUUAUCACCUGGGAUUCACCCAUGUAACUCGGUCAAGGAGAGGAAUGUGCCUGGCGCUCCAGUAGUAGCCUGCUCUGGCCAGUCUGCAGCGAGAUGGGUCCAGAGGAGCGCAGCUCAGUCAUGUCACAGAAGAUAUCCACCGUGUCACGCAGCAAUAGCAGCUCCUCAUCCAAACAUGACAGCCGACAGGACAGCUGGGAAAUUGUGGAGGGCCUGCGUGGAGACUUCAGCUCUGUCCUGGAGCCACAGAAGCAAGAGGGCUACCUCCUAAAGAGGAGAAAAUGGCCCUUGAAAGGCUGGCAUAAGAGAUACUUUUUUCUGGACAAGGGCGUCCUGAAGUAUGGAAAGUGCAGUGCUGAUAUUGAAAGAGGGAAACUGCAUGGCUGCAUUGACGUUGGUCUCUCUGUUAUGGCAAUUAAAAAGAAAUCCAAGUGCAUUGAUCUUGACGCUGAGGAAAAUAUUUAUCACUUGAAGAUUAAGUCACCAGAGCUGUUUGAUGAAUGGGUGUCCAAGCUGCGUCACCAUCGACUCUAUCGGCAAAAUGAGAUUGCCAUGUACCCUAAUGAGAAGUCCUUCUACUACCCCCACUACCCCUCCCCCAACUCGCCUGGCAUGCCUGACGGUGACUCUAUCAGAAAGUGCAUGUCUAUACGAAGGCAGUCCACAGUGCCUUCAGCAGGAGCCUUUUCUUUAAGCUGCAGCAGCCAGGCCAAGGUAGCAGCCUGGCUGCAGUCAUCUAACGACAUGGACAAGUGCUCAAAAGAUUUGUCAGUGUGUGAAGCUUACCUGCUGGAGCUCAACCACCUGCUUCAGAGUAUGGAGGUCCUCCACCGCACCUAUUCUGCUCCAUCUAUCCAGGCACUGCAGGCAUCUACAUUUGACAGCCCAAAGAAGGAAAAGAGACUUCCAAGGAAAUGGCGCAAAAACUACAACAAAGAUGUCAAAACAACUCUGCAGGUACCCAGCUGCAUCUCCUCUGGCUCUGUUCGCCUCCAUGCCUCUAACCCAAACCUCUCCAGUGCUGCAAUGGCCAAUGAGAAGGUCGACACAGAAUCCUUGGAUUCUGCUUUUGAUGUGGCCAAGCUACAGGAGGACUUCUGCCGUGUUGCCACUAAUUUGCAUGCGACCAUGACAUCUGCCCUGAGUUCACUAACAUCCGAGAGAGAAAGACUAAAACAAUGUCUGGACCAUGAAACAUGCCCCCCUACCUCACCGCAGGUUGUUGGUUUGAAGAACGCCCUGUCGUCAGCUCUAGCCCAGAAUUCUGAGCUGAAAGAGCGCCUGUGCAAGAUUCAUGCCGAAUCCAACAUCGUAGAGCCCACACUAAUACAUUUCACUCCCCCUGUGCAGAAACAGGAUUCUGUGGACGAAUCCCCUCCCCUUGUACACCAAGUGUCCAACGAGAGCCGAGCUUCAAUCACGGAGUCUUUGUCAGAGUUCUUUGAUGCACAGGAAGUCCUGUUGUCUGCUAGUUCCUCUGAAAAUGAGGUAUCAGAGGAUGACUCAAACAUUAGUGACAUUAGUGAUAAUAUUUCUAUGGACAACUUCAGCAACGAGACAGAAAGUGGGAGACCAAACUCAGGCUCUGUGGAAGAGGGUGCUCUGCGUUUUCAGCGUAGAUCCUGUCUGCCCUCGCCCAUCCCAAACAGCAGCACCAUCAGCCUGUGGAACAUCCUCAGGAACAACAUAGGCAAAGACCUCUCCAAAGUGGCCAUGCCUGUCGCUCUUAAUGAGCCUCUCAACACCCUGCAGAGACUGUGCGAGGAGCUGGAGUACAGUGAACUGCUCGACAGGGCUGCUAACACACACGACCCCUUUGAACGCAUGGCGUACAUUGCUACAUUUGUAGUGUCAGGCUAUGCCUCCAGCUUCUACAGGACAAGGGGAAAGCCUUUUAACCCUGUCCUGGGAGAGACAUAUGAAUGUGAGCGGCCAGAUAAAGGCUUUCGAUUUGUAGCAGAGCAGGUCAGCCAUCACCCACCAAUCUCAGCCUGCCAUGCAGAGUCCAAAAAUUUCCUCUUCUGGCAAGACGUGAGGUGCAAGAACAAAUUCUGGGGGAAGUCAAUGGAGAUUGUUCCCAUUGGUACCAUUCAUGUAACUCUGCCGAGAACUGGAGACCACUAUGAGUGGAACAAGGUGACAUCCUGCAUCCACAACAUCCUCAGUGGACAACGCUGGAUUGAACACUAUGGAGAGAUCUCCAUCAAAAACUCCAGCAGUGAUAUUUGUCAAUGCAAGAUCACGUUUGUUAAGGCCAGAUAUUGGAAUUCAAGUGUGAAUGAGGUGGAGGGAACAAUAACAGAUAACAAAGGGAAGGUCAUCCGUAGACUCUUUGGAAAGUGGCAUGAAGCAGUUUUCUGUGGAGACCCGCCCUCAGCCACGUGCAUCUGGAGAUCAAAUGCAAUGCCAGUCAACCAUGAACAGUACUUUGGUUUCACCAAGUUUGCCAUCGAACUGAACGAGCUCAACCCAGCCCUGAAACAGCUGCUACCACCCACAGACACCAGACUACGUGUGGAUCAAAGACUGCUGGAGGAGGGGGACCUGGAGGCUGCAGAGGAGCAGAAACAGAGGAUUGAACAGCUGCAAAGAGAGACACAGAGACUCCUGGAGGAGAAAAACACUGCACAUCAACCUUUGUUCUUCAGGAAGUCGAUGGAUGAUACCUGGGUGAGCAACAACACUUACUGGGAGCUGAGGAAGGAUCCUAACUUCAGCCACAUAGAUUUUUCUACACUGUGGUGACUCCUGAACUUCAGAUCAUACACAUAAUUACACCUGCACAGCCUUUACUGUGAUCCAGGCAGGUUCUGGAGAUAUCUGUAUCCUGGUCUUACCAUCCACAUUCAGUGCUGGUCUUUUUUAUUGCAACUAAAAAAAUUAUUGCCUUAAUUGCAAGUGCUUAUAUACGUUGUCUAAACAUGUUUAUGCAAAUAUAUUAUCAGAAUGUUGAUGCAUUUUUACCAUUUUUGCUCAUGUUUUCACUUGAUAUAUCACACUGCACCACUAAAACUGAGAAAAGGAAAACUACAUGGUAUGAAGUACAACAAAUCCUCAUCAUAACCGGCGUACAUUGGCUUAAAAUGUAAAGAGCAACUGGUCACUUUAGCUGCCAUUCAUCAUGGACAUUCUCUACCUCCUGAGAUCAACUAGCCUUGAUAUGACAUUGAUAAAGUGUACACAUUCAAUCCUUCAUUAUGUAGUCUGCAUCUGCCUAAUGCCUUACUCGUUGUUCUCCCAGCCCUGAUGUUUUUUUAAACGAUGUUUUGCAAGGAUUUUUUCAAGACUGAUCCUAGAUCUUUAAAUCCUUACCUGACUUUUAUUUUUGUCUAAUAGCAAGGAUUAAUAAUUUAUGCUUUUUGCAAAGACUGUGAAUGAUUGUGAAACUAUGAGCAGCAGUAGCAAAUAUGAAAUCCAGCCAUUUUUUUUCUCUGUCCAUCGCUCCAUUGUGCGCAUGGACCCUGAGCUUGGGGACCAAACAUGUCCAAACAUAUGUUACAACAGCUCAAAUAAAAUCUCUGAUGCUUUUUUGUUGAGACUUUCUGACCAUUUGAGUUUGAUCAUGAUCACUAUCAAUGUGUGUUUAAGGGGCGAACAGGAGGGCACCAGUCUGGCUCAGCGGUUACAAAUCACACUCCAUGUACAGAGGCUAUUGUCCUUGUGACAGCAGUCAUGGCCUCGACCUUUUACUACAUGUUGUAAAGAAAUAUUCCAUCUGUGCAGAUACAGGUGUUAAAAAAAUCCCUCAAAUGGACUCGUGAAAAUGUAUCGAACAUUUAAGUACUGCCCUGAAAUUGUCGGUGGCAGAAUCACAACAGGGACACCAAAAGUCCCUGGUUCAAUGCCUGUCAAAUUUAAAGAGACAUUUACUUUUUGAGAAAAAAGGGCAUGGCGACAUCUCAGACUUCUUGGACGUCCUUCGACCAGUUUUCUUUUUUCAAACAACACAGAUGAUUUGCAUUGAAAUAGAGUGCCCAAUAAUAUUUAGGGGGCAUAAAUGACUGUGUGACUGUGCAGAAAAAGAAUCAUACUCAGAUUGUUUCUGAUGACAGUGAUGUGGGUUGAAGUAUUUAUAGUAGCUCUGUAUCAAAACAGUAGGAAUCGUUUCAGAAAUGUGAAAUAAAUGACAUCACAUAUCA
Notolabrus celidotus (New Zealand spotty) is the source of this 4295-nucleotide messenger RNA. RefSeq names its product oxysterol binding protein-like 3b (gene osbpl3b). The record is from RefSeq and is a predicted model, not a curated record. The transcript is spliced from 23 exons. Gene Ontology annotation, molecular function: cholesterol binding. Gene Ontology annotation, cellular component: intracellular membrane-bounded organelle; cytosol; perinuclear endoplasmic reticulum. NCBI's taxonomy places the organism in Eukaryota, Metazoa, Chordata, Actinopteri, Labriformes, Labridae. Bases 250 to 2901 code for a protein of 883 amino acids.